Messenger RNA from Gopherus evgoodei (Goodes thornscrub tortoise), 708 nucleotides. RefSeq names its product ras-related and estrogen-regulated growth inhibitor-like protein. The coding region runs from base 26 to 691 and encodes 221 amino acids. The record is from RefSeq and is a predicted model, not a curated record. Lineage: Eukaryota; Metazoa; Chordata; Testudines; Testudinidae. Gene Ontology annotation, molecular function: GTP binding; GTPase activity. The transcript is spliced from 4 exons.
CCUGCCCUGCGCCCCGGGAUUACAGAUGGUCGUUCAGCUCCGCCCCGAGCCCCAGCUGCCCGGCAGGAUGGCCGAAGGGAGCCAGCCCAAAGUGGAAGCCAAUAUCCUGGUGCUGGGAGCGGAGAAAGUGGGGAAAUCCGCUCUGACAGUCCGAUUCCUCACCCGGAGGUUUAUUGGUGAAUACGGAGAUAUUGAAUCCGUUUACACGCACAACGUGAUGGUCGGAGGCAGAGACGUUUGCUUCAGCAUCUGGGACUCCACCUGCCCCCAGACCGCCGAGCUCCAGGGCUGGGUGAGUGAGAAGCAGCUGCGCUGGGCGGACGGCUUCGUCGUAGUCUACAGCAUCUGUGACCGCUCCAGUUUCCAGCUGGCCCGCCAGCAGCUCCAGCGCAUCCGGCAGCUGAAGCGACGGAGCGGUUCCGAGAAAGUGCCCGUCAUCCUGGUGGGCAACAAGCGGGACCUGCAGCACCGGCGGGCCGUCUCCAGCGAGGAAGGGCGGCUCCUGGCCCUCUCCACGAACUCGGGUUUCUUUGAGAUCUCGGCCGCUGAGACGUACCACGGUGCCCUGGUGGUCUUCCACGAGCUCCUUGACCUGGUGCGGGACUCCAGGAGCUCCGGCAAGAAGGCCGUGGGCAUCCGCGGCAUCGUCCGCACCAUGUCGGCCGUCUUUGGGAGGAGGAGGACAGACUAAGUGAGGAGGGGUCCCAC